Molecule: messenger RNA, 4378 nt
Organism: Varroa destructor (honeybee mite)
Lineage: Eukaryota; Metazoa; Arthropoda; Arachnida; Mesostigmata; Varroidae
Source: RefSeq, a predicted model, not a curated record
GGUGCUCCUCCGCGCAAAAGCGCCCAACCCGAGCUAGGCCGAAAUAGAGAAACGGGACGACGCAAACAUUGUGUACACUGUUUUGCAUUAGUGUUAACUCUGCGCGGGGAUGUUCGUAUGAUAGCGCGCCGGUGCACAAAACAACAGUUCGAUGGUGAGGAGUAAGUACGAGGGCGCAGUGCUUCGACAGGUGACUUAUAUACAGGCACAAUCGUGCCAAUUAUAGGAAGACGACAUUAAAGUCGCCCACUAUCAACAUAAUCACGUGUGUGCAAAGUUGACGUUGUUAAGAACUGUAUCGUCAGCGGCAAGAGUGACAUUAUAGGAACUUCUGCUACAACCGUAGCUAGUGUUAUUCGACAGAGAGAUAAAUAAGCGACGUACUCUGUGCGUCCAUCCAUACGAGGACUAUGGAACUGGUGCUUGCACAACUGCCAACGGAUUUGUCAGUAAGCGCGGUUAGUAAUAAGGCGGCCAAAGACCUGCAGGGUCGAUUUGGAGGUCGUGGAAGCUCGUGGUCACGGGAAGAGACGUCGAUUCUGCUAGACGUUUACGAAGUGGAAAUGGCCAAAGAAGAUGCCAACUUCGACAAGAAUUCACCAUCCAUGAUGGUGCCGAAGUUUCAGUCCAUAUACAGAACAAUCUCGGAUGUACUCACACAAAAUGGCUUCCAGCGCAGCCCAAUGCAAGUUCGUGAACGCCUUAAGAGGCUAAAACGAGAUGUUCGUGAACAUAAGCAGGGAGAAUUUACCGCACGCGUAAGCGCCAUAGUUGGCCGUUCGCCUUAUACACGACCGAGCCUGAUUCAACAGGCUGCACUUGGUCGGCCGGACAAAGAGCGUAUUCUCCGAGGUCUUGGUGAUAAGGACCGCCUUGAAGGCUACUACCCGGUGGCGGACAUCAUGGCGGCAGAAAUCUCCUAUCCCGAUGACGACGAACCGACGUCGGACAGCCCGAUCUCGAUGAACGCCGAAGUACCAGAGGGUGCUUCUUCAGAGACCGAACACCAUGAUUCCUCCUCAUCUGAGCAUGAAGAAAGCAAAUCAACCCGAAGUGACAAGCAGAGAGUGCCCAGCUCCAAUGGUCAUAGCCCAACAGUGAUAGCCGCUCCUAAGGAAAAAAGCUCCCUGAGCACGUCGUCGAAUUCGUCGAGCAUGCGAUCGUCGCCCGUGGCCCGUACACCGCCAGACACGCCGACUCCGCAACAUUCGAGCACCGCGCCGUCUCUUCCUACAGGCGCUAUCACGCCUUUGCCUUGUCAUAUUCCAUUGCAUCCGCCGCCCGCACCAUCACAUCAUGUCACUCCCUAUCCUUCGCCAGCGAUAUACGCCACCCUGGAGCAGGCUUACAGGCACCAGCGGCUCUGCAAGGAAGAACUGCACAAUGAUCCGCUACCCCCGGCUCCGCCAUCGCCUGCACCAGCUCUCCCUAUCAACUUGUCACUUCACCAAGGAAUGAUGUUUGGCCUGCCCCCUAACGUGGUCGGCGCACCACCAACGGGUCCGUCGAAGUCACAAACCCCUGUCAUCCAGCCUCCUCAGAGGUCCGUUUCGCCUCAGUGUUCCAGCUGCUCCUACACAGCUCAGGAGCAAAAGAGGAUUCAUGUAUUGCUCCAAAAGAUCAUUACGGAUAACAAGGUCAACGCUGAGAACCAAAUGCUGUUCCAACGACAAAUGAUGGCCCACCUCAACUGCAUUACCUACACAUUACAAGGAUUACAGAGCCUUCAAGGAGUCGCAGCAAGAGUAUCACCCCUCACUCCGCCCGAUUCCUCAAAGCGGUACUCGUUCUCGGAGAGCCACAGUAAUGGCGAAGAUAAUGAUGCCGGCUCACCUGUGUCACCUGUCAGAGACCUUAAUUAAUUAGAGUAGGAUAUCCACCUAACAGGUAAUGAUUACACAUACGACGCACGAACGAAAUCCUAACGUGGGAAGAAAUGUAAUUCAAACUAAUUAGAGUCAUACAUAUUUAUAAACUAAUAAGAUAAAAAGAAAGACCUUUUUCCAUUUUUGGGGCCCUACCAAUACAUUCACGCUGUUUACAAAGACGCUUUCUAAACCUUAACUUUUUGUAGGCAUGUGGCGUACAAGAGUAGCAUAUGCGUGUGUGCAUAUAGAUUGUGAUAAAGGAAGACAAACAGCACGCGAACAGUAACACAUGUUUAGCCCUGCAUCAUCUAUAGGGCUUAAAGGUAAUCGGCACGUAGUUUCCAUGAUAGCUUAGCGGGUAAGGUGUAUACUUGCCAAUCGUUGCAGUGUGGGUUUAAAUUCGAGCAUGGACACACGUUGUCUCGUGCUGAAAGACAGCCGAUCGAUGAAGUGGACACGUAAAGAGAAAACAGACAUAUAUCUAAAGACGUAUAGGAAAAUCACACGAACUGGACUGAGCAACCGAAACCGUCUGUCCGUCCAUACCUUCGUUAAAUGGGCCGUAACCCCCCGCUGUGUACACAUUUAUAAAUAUCUAAUUAACAGUAAUACCAUUAUGGUUCGCCUCCAUGCCCAGUCGCCUUUCGUACUACGAACGAGACGCGCUAGUGGUAACUAACAAUAGGAAAUACAUAUAUAGUCAGUGUUUUAUAUUUCGUCACGUCAUUUGUUAUCUGUGACAUAAUUGUCGUGCCGCUAUGUAGUCGAAUAUAGGCAACUAGGGAGCAAAACGACGACACUGGCGGGUCCGAGUGACAAAAUACGCCCCCAACAAACGAAGCUCACUGGAGGAAAAGAUGCGAUGUUGUUAUAACCCCUAAUCCACCCCCGAGUUAUUCCACACGGCCAUUUUACCCAACCAACCCGUCAGUUAUCGAAGUACAACCAAACUGUAAAAUCGUACGAGAUGUGCGAGCGCCCUCUGUAGACUAUUUCUUAUGAUUUUUAUACGUAUGGGUACACAUAGCUAGCUAGCCAUUAUCAUAUAAAGGCAUGCAUAUGGACAGAGAUCAAUCAAGUUCACUGUACAUUGUAUGGAGCGGUUAAGCGCAAAGAAGGACGAAGUAAGCUAAUAGAUACUUCAUUUGUUUGUGCCUAUACACCCGGAGCGAGGAUAUAUAUAUAUAUAGUUGUUCAGCUGCGCUCAAGUGAUGUGACGAGUAUAUUGUUUACUAUUGGUCUGGUCAGAGGUAGCGUUCUAGAUAUCGCACAUAGGAGAGGUAAAAAAAAGAAAUAUAGAUAUGUGCUAAUUAUAUGUAUGUACAGAUCUAUUAUAUAAACGUAUAUACGCUCUUUUAGGUGAGUUUUACAAGCUACCUUCCUGUUGGAUAGAAAAGAAACGUCUUUUCGGGCGGUUUCUGUGGCAGGCCACUGCUUAGUUUGUCAAAUAUGAACAAUUUUCUUAUGUCGAUGAUCCCGCUUCUAAGUUGCGCUAACGUCGUACGCCCUUCUAACUAUAUUCUUCCCUUUCGGUAGCUGUAAUUAUUGCGAGAUUAAGUUUGCAAAAAAAAACACACACAAAGAAAAACUGUAUCUGUCAAACAAGGUCCAUGUUGUUUCUGUUCGUUCUUAAGCGCGCGAUUUUCUGUUGAAGCUUCUUCACUUUCCGCUACGUUUUUGCUUCAACUGAUAUAGCCGUCGUGAUGUUUUAGCGAUCUCCCGAUUUUAGCCAAUUGCACUAACCGCGCGUUAACCAGCUCAACGGAAAAUUGCGGCGACAUUUACCGAUGAGAAUACUGUGAAAAGAUAACUUCGGAGGGGUCGCCAAUCUGCCGGAGCCUCAUUUCAUACUAUGUCCACUCUCCCAGCCUAAGAUCUUGGGUCGUGCCAUCAUUCGAUCACGACGGCGCCAUGUUCGGAUCGAAACGAUGAACGAUAUCUGUCUAAUUGGUCUUUAUUGUUGACUGAGAUGUGCAACUGAACACGAGACGAUGUUUGCGCAGUUGGUGUAUCAUUCUGUCCCUCUUUUCAUAGAGAUCUUUACUUACUAUGAUCAUUAGGUAGGACAUAUUUCGGCAGAAAACAGGGAUAUAAAAUGUUUAUCAUGUGUAAGGAUCAAGGAGUACAGAUCGUACCUCGGCCAAAAGCCGGCCGACGGAACGGUGUUAGCGCUGAAAAGUUUAUUAGUAUCAUAAUCAUAAUAUCUAUUAAUAAUAAUAUUUUUAAUAUGAUUAUUUUUCUGCUAUGAUUAUUAUUAUUACAAGUAUUAUUUGACAGUAACUUUAUGAAACCGAUAAAGCCGACAAAAAUAAUUUAUAAAAAUGUUUUUUUUUUUUUUUUUUUUUUUUUUUUUUUCGAAUCGUACGCAACAUCGUACGUAGAGAAUGAGACAGGCGAAGUAGUGAUAGAUGAACGAUUGAGAAAGGCUGUUCUAAUAAGAAAAGGAAAAGACAACAGUAUAAGCAGUGAUUAUUACUAAUUAUUAUUAUUAUUUGUAAUAAUAAUAUAAA